CCCGAUACUUUUCAUGAGAUUUGCGCCACCGUUGAUCUUCUUCCCUUACAAGACACUUCCCCCGCUUCUCCUUUUACGAGCAUUGUGUUCAACAUUAAUGUGAGUACCUUAGCUCACCGCGACAAAAACGACAAAUCAGCUUGCAUCUGUAUCACUGUGGGUAAUCCUCAGGGAGGUGAGCUAGGUUUAUACGAACCCAAGCUCUUGUUG
Molecule: messenger RNA, 210 nt
Organism: Lentinula edodes (shiitake mushroom)
Lineage: Eukaryota; Fungi; Basidiomycota; Agaricomycetes; Agaricales; Omphalotaceae
Exons: 1
Source: RefSeq, a predicted model, not a curated record